UAUAUUCUACGUGCAUCACAGCUAAAACCAAAAUUGUUAUUGUGUAUACUCAAACUGAAAUUGAUUAAAGAUGGAAUCUACCACAAGUCCCAAUAAUGGUGUUAAACUGCAAAAUCCAACUCAAUUUAGCGGAUUUACGCCAGCUGGAUUACAAUAUUCAGCAGCAUAUCCGCAGCAAUCCGUUGCAACAAGUAGCAAGCCAAAGCUAGCGCCAACUGACAAUACGCAGCAGCAACUAUUGCAGCAGCAACAACAGCUCCAACAGCAGCAGCAAUAUUUGGCACAACAGCAACUGCAAGCGGAACAGGUGCAGUCCGCCUACCUGGAUAACCAGCGUCAGCGAUUGGCUUUUGAGCAGCAACAGCAACAGCUGCUGCAAAAGCUGUACACUCACUAUCCCGAUGUCUCUGGCCAGCAGCAACAUCUGCAGUAUGAGCAACCCGAGCAGCAGCAACAGUCUAUCAUUAAUACCGCCGGCAGUCGCUUCAUUACACGCCAACAACCGACGGUCUUUGGCAGCAACAACGGGUUGCAGCCACAACAGCAACGCCAGCAGCAACAGUACCCGUUUCAGUCACAGUUGCUGCCAACGCCAUCCAGCGAUUCAUACUCGACCCAGCAGCACAUGGGAUUCCUGCAGCAACAGCAGCAAGAUGUGCUGCGCGAUCAGCAGCAGAAUGUUGCACAACAGUUCGCCACUGGACAAAUUGCCCCCAGCACCACCAGCAGUACUAACUAUGGUAUGGCCGUUCCAGAAUCUUCCGUAAUACGUACUCCAUCGUACCAACCUGCGUCAGCCGUAUCCCAUUUUAGAUUCAGCAGCGGCAAUCUCAACUACAACUUCUAAGAAAACCGCCUGAGUUCACAAAGUGCCAGGCGCUGUUGUCGCACCUCGAAUCCAGUUCGCCAAAGUGGACCAAAUUAAACUGACUAUUUAAUAAUCAACUCACAUUUUUUUGUCAAACAUUUUUUUUUUUUUUUUGCUUUCAACUAGU
Drosophila grimshawi is the source of this 995-nucleotide messenger RNA. RefSeq lists its product as uncharacterized. The record is from RefSeq and is a predicted model, not a curated record. The coding region runs from base 71 to 847 and encodes 258 amino acids. NCBI's taxonomy places the organism in Eukaryota, Metazoa, Arthropoda, Insecta, Diptera, Drosophilidae. The transcript is spliced from 2 exons.